This is a messenger RNA of Anthostomella pinea, 1350 nucleotides long. The record is from the annotation of a GenBank genome assembly. NCBI's taxonomy places the organism in Eukaryota, Fungi, Ascomycota, Sordariomycetes, Xylariales, Xylariaceae.
AUGGCUCGAUUUGCGUUACAAGCCCUCUUGGGCAGUCUUACCCUCGGGGUAGGGACAGCUGUUCCAGUAGACAACCUACUGCAACAAACCCGCAACCAUGCCGCCAAAGUCGGGCUGGCUACCACAGACAACUACCACACAUUGUCGAGGAUCCAGCGUCCACCGGGUGUCUCUCGCACGCUCGACAACCUUAGGCAGAACCAGGUCAUGAACGACGACUCGUACCCUGUAGCUCUCGGCGACGACGAUUCGGGGGGAGUCGACCACAUCACAGCCGAGCUGAACCAGGUCGAAUACGUUAUGCAGGUCGGCUUCGAAGCUGAUAAAUACUCCAUGAUUCCGGACACGGGAAGCAGUGACACGUGGGUUGUCCAAGAAGGGUUCGAGUGCUUUGACCCAAACUACGGUCAGGAAGAGCCCCCGGAAUACUGCGCUUUCGGGACCCUAUUCAAGGGGGAUUUCCCGGAAGGCAAGAUCGCGAUUCAACACCUUGAUAUCUCGUAUCUGUCCGGCGACCAUCUGAGCGGCCCAAUGGGAUAUGCAGAGCAAGUUCUCACCACCCUGGAAUGCAUCACGGUAGCCGGCGUGACGAUUCCCAAGCAGCAGUUCGCCCUGGUCAACGUGGCGGCUUGGGGCGGCGACGGGAUGACGAGUGGUAUUCUCGGCCUAGGUCUACCGGGCCUCACUGACGCUUUCACUGGCAACGAUACAAGCAAGGACAGCGCCAGCAACCUCGUGAACUACUCGCCGCUCAUCGAGACGAUGGGGACAAGCAAGGCUGCGGAUCCUGUUCUCAGCUUCGCUAUGUCGCGCGAGGAGAACCGCUCGUACAUCGCGUUUGGCGGCGUGCCUCCCGUCCCGACGGGCCCGUAUACCACGGUGCCCAUCCAAAAGGCGACCACCAACACCGGCAAGACAGACUACUUCUACUACUCCAUCAAAGUCGACUCGAUGCACUGGAGUUCCCACACACUGAACCAAACCGCAACACACCUCCCCACCAUGGUCGUCGACUCCGGCACCACCAUCAACCUCUUCCCGGGCAACAUCGCCGCCGCCAUCAACGCUGCUUACGUCCCGCGCGCAACACAAGAAAGCUCCAUGGUCUGGAGCGUGCCCUGCGACGCCGUGCCGCCGACGCUCGACAUCGUCAUCGGCGGCAAGGCCAUCCGAACGCAUUCCAGCAGCAUGAUUCUGCCCGAGACCGAGCAGGCGGGUCGCUGCCUUUCGGGCAUUGGGGCUGGUCCGACUGGGUCGUAUAUCUUGGGUGAUACGUUCUUGCAGGAGAUCGUGGCGGUUUUUGAUAUUUCGGAGAAGAUGGAGCUGAAGUUUGCGCAGCGCAUUGACUAA